This is a messenger RNA of Bipolaris victoriae FI3, 1656 nucleotides long. Its product is annotated as carbohydrate-binding module family 50 protein. The coding region runs from base 1 to 1656 and encodes 551 amino acids. The transcript is spliced from 8 exons. The record is from RefSeq and is a predicted model, not a curated record. NCBI's taxonomy places the organism in Eukaryota, Fungi, Ascomycota, Dothideomycetes, Pleosporales, Pleosporaceae.
AUGACCUUUCAGUUCUUCUUCUUCAUCAAUCAAACAGACACCCUCUUUGACGGUGUGUCGGCGCAGUGCAAUACAGCACUGUCAUCUCCAAUCCCGGAAUGCCCUCAGGAACUGCUGACCCUGUUGGGCGGCAGCCAAUUCUACACAGUUCAGAACGAGACCAUGAUGGACAUUCUGUGUCGGAAGGAGUGCCCGCCUGCCUUUGAGACUUACCGCACCAACGUGGAAAAGGCUUGCGCCAAUGACCCUCAGCCAAGGGCGGGGUAUCCUUCCACGUACUGGGUAGACGCUGUUUCGUCCGUCCAAGCCCAGAUGUGUCUCAAGGACUCUGCCUCUGGCGAAUACUGCACAGAGUUCCUUGAGAAGACUCUGGGGGACGCUAGCGACCCGACUGAGCUGCUCGGAGGCUACACCACGGAGCAGCUGUGUUCCGAGUGCAUCGUGAACCUCUUCCGUCACCAGCAGUCGACCGCCUACUCCAACUAUGACGCCGAGAUGGCGCGGGCCUGGGCCGAGAUCCAGGGCCGCUGCGGACUCAGCUACCCAACGGCCACGCCCACGCUCAAGACCAACGUGACGAGCCUGGGCAACUACGCGCCUUCGGGCUAUGCCACGGCCGCGUGCGUCGGGGGCCGCACUCACGAGGUUGUCAGCGGCGACAACUGCGUCGCCAUUUCCAAGGCCAACCAUGUGUCCACCGGAGGGCUGAUCGUGAUGAACAGCCUCCGCCUGGACUGCACGAAUCUGCAGCUUGGACAGAAACUCUGCCUGCCUGCAGCUUGCGAUGACUACGUCGUCAAGAGCGGCGACACCUGCGUCGGUAUUGCGAAGCAGUUCUCCGUCCCGUUCCAUCAGCUUACCGCUUGGAACCCGACAAUCAACCCGCACUGCACCAACCUCCUCGUCGACCAGAACCUCUGCGUUGGGCCCCCCGGCGGAGAGGCCUCGUUUACCACCGUGCCCGGCGCGACGGCUACGAAGACGGCCAUCUACGCCACCGCUACGGCGGCGAGGCCGAGCCCCGUGGCGGAGGGCACCACGACCAAGUGCGGAAAGUACUAUGUUGUGCAGCCGGGAGACUAUUGCGAGAUUGUAGCGCUGAACCAGACUGUUCCUUUGAACUGGUUCCUUGGCAUGAACCCACAAAUCAACGACGCGUGCGGUAACCUUCUCUCGGGCUUCAACUACUGCGUGCAGCCGACCAGCGACUGGAACACGACCGACACGUCCCAACCCGUCCCGGCCCCGACGUCUACACCUCCCGGCACCAUCAGCGAGUGCUACGAAUGGUAUGUUAUCCAAUCGGGAGACUACUGUGGAAAGGUCCAGGACCAAUUCGGCAUCACCUUCGCGCAGUUGCAAACAUGGAACCCGGCUUUGAAGGACGACUGCUCCAACCUCCUGCUCGACGUCGCGUACUGCGUGAACGGGGGCACCAUAGCCAGUGGCGCUUUCGCCGCCCGCUCGACUCCGGCGCCCAGUAGCGACAACGACGGCACGCGUGCCUCGUCGCUGGCUCCACUGCGACCCCGAGGCCCGGUCCAGACACGGGCGCCUGCUGCAGGCAACGCGCCAGGUGGCGUGCCCGUCGGAUGGCCUGGGGUGAACUCGCCUAGGCUGAGAGCACAGAUGGGACUGGGAUCGCCUUCAAAAUAA